CAUCGGGACAAAGUGAGUGGGUGAACCCGGAAGCAUCAACCGCGUUUCACAUCCCACCGCUCAAAUCCUGCAAGUCGGCGAUUCGUGGCCUUUACGCUCCCUCCUGCCUCCUUGUUUGCUGAUUCCAAUAUAUCUCACCCUUUCUCUCUCAAACCGCUAAAGCCAACACCGAACACCAGAGGUCUUCAAUUUUUCAUUUUUCUUCUGCGCAGGGUUAGGUUUCAAUCCUUUAACAACUUAAGCCAGCCAUGAGUUCCGCAGGGUCAACCAAGGGAGGCAGAGGCAAGCCUAAGUCAUCCAAAUCCGUGUCUAGAUCUCAAAAGGCCGGUCUGCAGUUCCCCGUCGGUCGAAUCGCCCGUUUUCUCAAAGCUGGAAAGUACGCCGAUCGCGUGGGUGCCGGCGCUCCUGUCUAUCUUUCCGCCGUCCUUGAGUACCUUGCUGCUGAGGUUCUUGAACUUGCUGGCAAUGCAGCAAGGGACAACAAGAAGAACCGUAUUGUUCCAAGGCACAUUCAGCUAGCUGUGAGGAAUGAUGAGGAGCUUAGCAAACUAUUGGGAACAGUUACCAUUGCAAAUGGUGGUGUUUUGCCCAACAUCCAUCAGAAUUUGUUGCCAAAGAAAAUUGGAAAAGGGAAGGGUGAUAUUGGUUCUGCGUCUCAGGAGUUUUAAGAGUAUUUAAUAUGUGAGAUUAAUGUUUUCAAGAUUUCAUAAGUUGGCUGAGAGUGGGAUCAGAGACCAGUUUUUGCCUGUGAAUUGUGAACGCAUAAAUUUUUCGGUAGGGAUCAUGAUUGAAUGCAGGAAAGGAAGCGAUUUUGUCAUAAACCAUCUAUACGUGGUGGUAUUGAACUUUUGAUUUAUAUUAUCAAUGGAAAUUAUGUUUUUAUGUUCUUAAA
Hevea brasiliensis (rubber tree) is the source of this 892-nucleotide messenger RNA. RefSeq names its product histone H2AX. The transcript has 2 exons. The coding region runs from base 249 to 668 and encodes 139 amino acids. Gene Ontology annotation, cellular component: nucleosome. The record is from RefSeq and is a predicted model, not a curated record. Lineage: Eukaryota; Viridiplantae; Streptophyta; Magnoliopsida; Malpighiales; Euphorbiaceae. Gene Ontology annotation, molecular function: structural constituent of chromatin; protein heterodimerization activity; DNA binding.